UUCCUCUCAUCUCAGUCGUUGUGCUCCUAUAUAACCUCUGACACCGACCCUCUCUAUGUCAUAGUCAUUAUUGAUGGUUUGGUGACAGCAGGUGUCUGUACAUCAGCGUGAUCCUGAGCUGAAGAUAUUUGGAGGUGCUUUGCUGUGUGGUAGAUUUUUUGUUGGUUUAAGAUAAUAACUUUAUCAUUCUAUCCAGUUGUGCACUUACUGAAAACCCAAACAUCCAGAUUCAACAGCAAAAAACAGCAGAGUUUUUGAUUUGAAGUCUGGUAACCUGCAGCCAGGUGAAUAUGACGAACCCAUCAGCUCUCUUGAGACUGGCCUCACUGCUGCUGCUGCUGGUGUGUGGCACAGAUGCAGAGAUACAGAUCAUACCCAACAAGAUAGAUGUGCUGGUUGGAGGAGAUACAUUACUAUUGUGUAAAGCUGGAGGAGAGGCAGAUAUAACAUGGCAGAAGGAUGGGGAAGACAUUGAAGAAGAAAAGGUGACAAAGAUUGAUGAGACCUCCUCUAAGCUGAUCAUUAAGAAUGUUACUAUACAGAACACAGGCAAAUACACUUGUGUGUGCGAAUUCGAAUCGGGACACAACGACAAGGUCCAAGCACAGCUGUUUGUUUAUGAGGGUCCAUCAUUUGGAGGCACCACAAUCUACCAUGAGUUUCUGGAGGGCACAAACGGGGUGGUGCCGUGCCUGGCGACUGGCCGGCCAGCAGUGGACAUUCAGUGGAUUCGGAACACGCAAGAAAUCCCUUCUAAAGAGGGAGGACGUCUGCGUCGACUUCCUGAUAACACACUCCAUAUUGAAAAAGUGAGGAGAGAGGAUGCUGGGACGUACGUGUGUCAGGCGCAGAUCAGAGGACGAACCAUUUACCAGCAGCUCUCUGUCUCUGUUGUUAUCAACGCUCCUCCUAAAGUGCAUCUGAGAGAGGAGGUGAAGAAAGUAAUGGCUGGAUCAGAAACCAACGAGUCUUUGCUUUGUUUGGUGGACGGCCACCCGAAACCCAAUAUCACCUGGACCAUGCCGCUGUCAUUAGACCCUUUUCGUCAUCAGUUCAACUCAGACCGCAGUCAGUUGACUAUACGGGCUGUAGCGAGAGCUGACUUCGGGGAGUACAUCUGCACCGCAGCCAACAAGAUAGGAGAGGACCGUGCAACCAUCAUGCUUCAUGUUUUUGAGGCCCCAGAGGUGUUUGUGUCAGCAGUGCAGCAGAGCGUGUCAGGGGGCGAGCGUGCGUCUGUGUCCUGUAACGUCUCUGGACAUCCUCAGCCCGAGCUACACUGGCUCAACAAGAACAAUGGACAGACACUGGACUCGACUUCUGGUCGUAUCCAUGUGGUGGACGGUGUGUUGCUGAUAGAUGACAUGAUGCCCUCUGAUGGUGGGACGUAUUCUUGCAUGGCAGUCAGCAUAUCUAGGAAUGCAUCCAGAGAUGUUAAAAUAUACACCCAGCCCGGUCUCCCUCACUACCUGUCGGUCUCGCCUGGCCCUACCUCAGUCUUCUUCUCCCUCAAGACUCUACCCAUCAGUGGAGGAAUGCCAAUCACAAGUUUUGCCUUGCAGUGGAGGCAGAGCUCAGCAGAAAAGUGGAACGAGGUCACACUACCAGCUUCAGAUCCCCUAGCUGUCACCGCCCUCAAGCCUUAUACAUUGUACACAGUGCGUUUAGCUGCCUUGAAUGCAGCAGGACUAGGACAGUUCUCUGACCCAAACAGCGUUCGCACCCAGGGAAUACGUGAACCCGACAGUCCAGUUUUGUCGCUCAAUGAGAUUAAAGUGAAGGGCAACACCUUCUCUACCCCUCUUAAGCAGAUAGACGAUGGCGGAGUGCCUCUGCUGCACUUCAUCAUUCGGUACAAACAGGAUAAAGAAGGGGCUGAGUGGAAAGAGAUGCAGCUGCCGUCCACCACUGACACCGUCUCCCUUAAAGACCUGUCUUUUGGCUCAGACUACCAACUGGAGGUCACAGCGGUGAAUACUAAUGGUUCCUCUAUUCCUGCCACAUUGAACUUCACCAUCGCGGAAAAGCCUCCGAGUAGCCGUACCAUGACCAUCCUCAUGACCAUCGCUGUGAAACUCUUUGGACAUCAAGUUCCAGGCCUCAAAAUGCUGGAGGAAGGAUCGGGGAGCACUAACGGAGACGUGACGCUGAAAGGCAUGUCCACUCCGAGAGGCAGUAUGCAACAGGUGGGGGUUCAGACAAUCACCAAGGAGGGGGGGCAGCUCACAGAGGUCACCUGCGACAAAGCCCCCCUCACCAAAAACGAGAAAACACAUCCAGAUAGAAACCAGUCCGCUGCUGACGCAUGAGGCGAGAAAGUGGUGAAACAAUGAACAUGAGCGUGAACGUGUGAAAUAUUGUACAGCUUUAAACAACCACUGACUCAGAACACUAAGUCAUCGCUACAUUGGAUACUACUGCCAUGGGAAAGGUCAAACGUCCUGAUCACACAUAGAAGAAUACUGGUCUUUUACAAAACCCUGAGCGUCUCCCUCCAAAACCGCCAAGGGCAGGAGACGGUUUCAUUUUGAAGUAUAUUUUAGUUUUUCUGUCUGCUCUGAUGAGUUCAAGCUAAACAGAUCUUGAGAUCUGUGAUUUACAGGGUAAAAUAGUCGUUGCUUUUUAAUUUUCUUUGCUAAAUAUUCUUAAAGACACAAAAAUGUUUACCUUCUGCAUUUUGAAUGUUGUAGACAGGCACAAGGUCUCCUGUCAUAUUUACUCUUUCUUUAACCCCAAGUGUUUCGUGUAAAACCACUUUUUAAAAAUCCCCAAAAUAUUUUUGUUACUGUUUUUGUUGCUCUUAACAUUGCAUUUGGCUGCUGCUUUUUUGGUUAUGUUAUAUAUAUGUAUGUACAUUUUGUAUAAUGUUUUAGAAAAUGUAUUCUCAUUUCGACCAAUAUUAUUAAAACAUUUAAAGGGCCCUUCAGCUUGAACUUAAACUAACUUGAUAUUUAUUAUUUUAAAGCCAUGCAUGAGAGAUAUCACAACGAGAGGCUUUGGAUUUUAAGUUUUUUUUGUAGAUAUAGUUUUACUGUUGAGCUCUUUUUGAAAAAUACUUUUGAUCAUGUUCAGCAACUAACACUGACGACCUGUAAUCAAAACCGCCUUUUACUAUGAAAAAACAUUUUAAAGUACCUGUAAUAAUAUGCAAACAAAGUGGACUAGUUAUACUCUCCUAGUCUAUACUAUUAGUUACAAUAAUCAAACAUAAAAAUAAAUGAACAUUUUUCAAGUCUAAUAUUUAAUUUGGCUGCAGCUUUUUUUGCCUGUUUGCAAAUGACCUGAGCACAUCAACAAAGAGUUUCUUAUUCUUAUUGUAUUGUGUUGAACACUGUACAUGGUUAUAUAUACAUCUUUGUAUUUGAUAAUAAAUGGACUGUAUGUAAAACA
Messenger RNA from Hippoglossus stenolepis (Pacific halibut), 3390 nucleotides. It is a transcript of the gene ncam3, whose product is annotated as neural cell adhesion molecule 3. Gene Ontology annotation, molecular function: protein binding. Bases 291 to 2309 code for a protein of 672 amino acids. The transcript is spliced from 16 exons. Gene Ontology annotation, biological process: cell adhesion. Lineage: Eukaryota; Metazoa; Chordata; Actinopteri; Pleuronectiformes; Pleuronectidae. The record is from RefSeq and is a predicted model, not a curated record. Gene Ontology annotation, cellular component: membrane.